Ectocarpus sp. CCAP 1310/34 is the source of this 2394-nucleotide messenger RNA. NCBI's taxonomy places the organism in Eukaryota, Phaeophyceae, Ectocarpales, Ectocarpaceae. The record is from the annotation of a GenBank genome assembly.
GGAACAUGGUUCUUCCCGACUCGGCCCCCCCAACACACGGAGGCCCACCGACCCAGGCUUUGCGUGCCUCAUAGCCAGCUUCUACUACCAGCGCUUUCCUCGGGGUUCUCGAAGGCGGAGGGUGCUGGUUCUCCCCCUGUCCCGGAGCCGCGAUCACUGAUAUGUCGUUUCAAGACGUGCGCCCGGGACAGAAGCCAUCAAGGUGGCAGCAGCAACAGCAGCAGCAGCAACAGAACGGAGGGGGCUCUCGAACGACAUCGUCAUCGGCCGGCGGCGGCGGUGGCCAUUACUCCGGACGGAAGGGAAGCAGCUCAUCGGGAGGAGGGAGGGGGUGGUCUAAUGCCUCGCGGCAGGGAGCGCGAGAGGGAGGCUUCGGCUCGGCGGGGCCGUUGAGAACAGGCGGGAUUGGCGCCGGAGGGGGUGCCGCCGCGUUGCAUCACGGAGGAUUGGGUAGCAGCAGCAGCAGCAGACCAGCAGCCGGGGGCGUAGGGGGAGGGUUAGGGGGCGUUUCGUCGGGGGGGGGAAAGGUCGGGGACUACCUGGUGAUCUACUCGCAAAAUGUCACAUUACUGCACCGCAUGGUGCAACAGCUGGGCACGGCCCGAGACACCGGCGAGCUCCGCGGGCAGUGCCGGUGCCAGCUCCAGGUUAUCGACGAACUUCGAGAAAAGAUCCAGGGCCAGAUGCGGCUGCAGCAGCAGCAGGCCGAGGGGGCUUCUAGGCAGGACGCUGCACGCCUCAGUGCGAUGAACUCCAAGCUGACCAAGGAUUUCAACCGGGUCAAUGCCAUCGCGCUGGACCUGGGGACGCAGGCGGAACGUAGAAUGCGAGAGGUGGACGCUCAGCGGCAGUCGCAGGUGGAGGAGGACGAGGAGCGAGCACGAGUGGCAUUCGCCGGGGCCGGAGGCGGCCAAGAGCAGGGCAUGAGGCAAGUGCAGCAACGGCGGGAGCGGGUGCAGAUGCAGGAGGAGGCGAUAAACACAGCCAUCAUCCAGGAGACUGAGGAGGAGCUGCAGCAGAUCAACAAGAGCCUGUACAAGGUGAACGAGAUCUACCGAGACUUGGCGAAUAUCGUGGAGCAGCAGCAGGAAGCGGUGGAGGAAAUCGAGACCAACACGGAAGGGGCGCACGCUAGAGCCCAAGAGGGUUUAGUUCAGGUUCAAAAGGCGAACGACUACCAGCCGUCGUGUGUAGUGUCAUGACCUCCCCCGAGACCCUACACUCUACUCCAAAGCCUGGUUGAGUGCGCGCCCCUUCCAGGACAUGGACGACGUCAUGGCUUCACCAUAACAAAGCUGGCUUGUCUCGCUUGCGUGGGUCUAGGGGCGGUGGCGAAAAGUGUCGGUACCACUUCGUAGCAAGGAAGGAUUUUUUUUUGCUGUAACACAAAGGCUGGGAGGAACGCUCACGAGGAAUGCGGUACGGGCUGUGCACAUGCUUGGUGUCCACUCAGGAUACUUGGUACGUGACGCCCUGCAUGGUGCGCGACUGGAUGUAUAGAGCAGCAGUGUUGUAAGCACUACCGUUGUGCAGCAGUGAGUGGCGAUGGGAGCCGGUGGCGCGUCUUUGUUGCUGCCCCGCUUUGCUUUGCUACCUACCGCGGCGGCGGCGGCGGUGGCGGUUGCUGCUGCUGUUGUACGGCAGUAGGAUACCAGCCAGGACCGAGACACCCGUAAAGUUGUCGUUGUGGUGUGUGAUGUGGUGGUGUGUGUGUUGUUACGGUAGAACUCGAAUUCUCGCUUCCCCGCUAAGAAAAUGCGCUUCCCUGGGAAGCCGAUGAAGUCUUUGGUGGAAGUAGCCAUGAGUGCCCUGCAUGCGUUGAGUGUUCGUCGAUAGUCACGACGCGCUCCCGAAAGUCAUUGUGCUUGCAUAUAUAAUGAGCUUAACGGGCUACCAUAUACCACCCUUUUUUCGUAUGUAUACGGGAGGGCGUGAUGAUACUAUGUCCAAAAUGGUGGGAUGCAGUGUGGCUUUUGCAGGGGCCCCUUUUCGUGUGUUGUGUUGUAUAAGGAGGCGUUUUUGUCUGACUCUUGGUUUGUUUCAUCCUUGGAAGUAUUGAAGUGCUUGGCCUGUGUCCACCCCCGCCAACCCAAGCCCCUGGUUGUUUUGGUUCCGGCGGUGCAAUGAAGUAGCCCGAAGUUUCGUUAAGGCUGCUGUGGUCGAAUAAUGAUGUUGUCUUCGGUUGGGUCUCUUCACUACGCACCUUGCCUUCCUACAUUACAGUAGCACGGUGAGGAGAGGAGAGGGAUCGAUGCUUUCCCAUGUGUCUUAAAUCCACCUGAACGCAUUUCUAGGGUGGCGUUGUCGGCGUGGUGAUAUGGGCACCUCGUCGAAGGAAUGCAUGGGUUAAACACACAAUUGAGACAAGACGAGACAAGGGAGGAGAAGCGGAAG